GUUAUCAACCUACCCUGCUCUCCCUGAGAUGUAAAAUAGAGAAGUGGGGAGUGUACCCCACUCCAGACUGAGGGGUAUUACUGUUUUGUAGGGAGCACCAUGGAAGGCGACUGUCUGAGCUGCAUGAAGUACCUGAUGUUUGUUUUCAAUUUCUUCAUAUUUCUCGGAGGGGCCUGCCUUCUAGGCCUGGGCAUCUGGGUCAUAGUGGACCCCACAGGAUUCCGGGAGAUCGUGGCCGCCAACCCUUUGCUCCUCACGGGUGCCUACACUCUCUUGGCCAUGGGCGGCCUCCUCUUCUUGCUGGGCUUCCUGGGCUGUUGUGGCGCUGUCCGAGAAAACAAGUGUCUGCUACUGUUUUUCUUCCUCUUCAUCCUGAUUAUCUUCUUGGCGGAGCUGUCUGCUGCCAUCUUGGCCUUCAUCUUCCGGGAAAACCUCACCCGAGAAUUUUUCACCAAGGAACUCACCAAGCACUACCAGGGCAACAAUGACACUGACGUCUUCUCCGCCACCUGGAACUCGGUCAUGAUCACCUUUGGCUGCUGUGGGGUGAACGGGCCUGAAGACUUCCAGUUUGCUCCCGUUUUCCGCCUCCUGACUCUGGACAGUGACGAGGUGCCAGAGGCCUGCUGCCGGAGAGAGCCCCAAGCUCGAGAUGGGGUGCUGCUGAGCCGGGAGGAGUGUCUGCUGGGGCGGGACCUGUUCCUGAACAAGCAGGGCUGCUACACCGUCAUCCUCAAUGCCUUCGAGACCUACGUCUACCUGGCCGGGGCACUGGCCAUCGGGGUACUGGCCAUCGAGCUUUUCGCUAUGAUCUUCGCCAUGUGCCUCUUCCGGGGCAUCCAGUAAAGGGCUUGGCCUGAGGACACCCCGCCCACCGCCGUGCAGCCCUGCCCUCACCCCUCCACUCAGCACCCCUGCCCUCUUGGCCUGGUCUGGCCUAGCCUGGCCCAAGAUGCUUGGAAGGGGCAGCGGGGAGAAGCUAUUUUUGUAACAAAACAAAAUGAAGUGAAACCUAUGAACUGACGUUGCCCGCCUGGACCCCGGGUGGUGCCACCGUACCCCCACAGGGCCACCCCCCUACCCACCCAACCCAAGGGAUGCAGCGUGCUUUGGAGACCAAAGGAGCACUGGGCCCAGGGGCAUCGCAGCCCAGCUGGAUGCUGAUAGACCUGAGUCCCUCCUGCCUUGUGGCUUGGAAUUUGUGCCAAGAGAGUGAAAUUUGGGUAACUAGGGACAAAAGGCAACUGUCGGAGAAGGUCGGGAAGUGAGUGGACACUGGAUCGUGCCCUCCAGCAUUGAUGGACCAGUUCCUGAGAAGGCCCAGAGCAGCGGUAUCACCUACAGUCACACAACCAUGCAGCACCGGAACUGGGCCAUCCUUGGGGCCCUUCACCUAGCCUGUGAUUGUCCCUCGCUGCCCUUAGUGUCUCAGAAGGGGGCAGCUGGCCUGGGAUGGUCCUUUUCGCUGCUAUCCCGGCUGCCUUCACACUCACCCCACACACAUUUCUAAUCCUCAGAAACACAAAUACACACACUUCUCACAUAUACA
This is a messenger RNA of Suncus etruscus (white-toothed pygmy shrew), 1549 nucleotides long. RefSeq names its product tetraspanin 18 (gene TSPAN18). Gene Ontology annotation, cellular component: membrane. The coding region runs from base 100 to 846 and encodes 248 amino acids. Lineage: Eukaryota; Metazoa; Chordata; Mammalia; Eulipotyphla; Soricidae. The transcript is spliced from 7 exons. The record is from RefSeq and is a predicted model, not a curated record.